GAGAGACGGAUCACUCAGAGCCAGAGGAGCGUCCAGGCCGGACAGCGCGAGACAAACUCAAUACGUCAGAUAUGAGCCUCCAGAUUUGCCACUGCGGUUGGUCCAAAGCGACAACAUACCAUGGCCUGAGGACUCACCAGGGGAAGAUGGGAUGCACACCCAAGGGAAUGGGUAUCCCUGAGAGUGAACAAUUCAGAUUUAGCAGUUACCGUCCUCAACUAACCUACCAGGGACCUCUCAUAACAGUUAAAGAGCCUUUGAUGAAUACCUUCACCCCUCCUUUCAAAUCCGGGAGUCAACAGAACACCUGGAUGAAUCAAAAGGACAGUGGAGAAUUUAACUGGACCACUCCAGUCAGUACUGAGAAUGUUCCCGUGUCUCCAUACUUCACCACCACAACUCUUCCAGGAACAGAAGAUGAAUUCAUAGAGAUGAUCAAAUCAAGUAUGCAUUAUAAUUAUAGUUUUCCCACAGUAUUGGGAAAUCAAAUCUUAGACGGAACCAACCGAGUGCUCGAUUUCGCCGGUGGCGCACAGCCGUCGCUGAGGCCAGUGUCGCAGAUCUUCAGCACCCAAGUCAACCCUGCAGCCGCGGAAGUCCCAGGGAAGGAAACAAACAAAUCAGCGUUUCAGACUCCACCGCACGACAGCACAACGCACCAAACCAUCGGCAACGCUCGUAGAGCGCUUGAUUUCUCCACCAGUGCACAGCAGGUGGAGCAACAGGUCUGGGAUAUUCCAACAACCACAGCACAGGAAACAGUCAGACCAAAAGAGAGAGAGCAGGAGAAAGAGAAAGAGGAUCAGAAACUACAACAGGCGAGGCAAGACAGGAUGAGGGCUGAUUUACAGCAGAAAAUUCAGACCAGAGAACAAAAGAUGGCCGAAGUCAGAUCAUCUGUAAAAGCCUGCAAGGGCGGCCUGGACGUUGAAUGGCUGGAGAUCAGCAACGUGUUCUCAGAGGUGAUGAGAGUCGUUGAGGACACGCGGCAGCAAGCCCUCCAACCUCUGGAGAAGAGGAGAAAGAGAGUGAAGAGAGAAGCACAAGAUCUGGUCCAGAAGCUGCAAAAGGAAAUUGACAAACUCAAAAUGACCAUCGACGAGUUGGACAAAAAUCCUGACUUGCAGGUUUCACCUCAAACAGGCCUGGGCGAAACCUGUGACUGGAAAAAUGUCACUGUUGACACUUUAUUCUCCUUUGGUACGCUGAGAACUAUAACGUCAAACAUGAUGGAAGAAAUUCACAAGGAACUGGAUAAACUCUCUUCUGUUGAACUCAAGAGGAUUCCCACAUUUGCAGUGGAUGUAAAGCUGGAUCCGACCACCGCACACCCGUGUCUUGUUCUGUCCCCCGACGGGAAGAUGGUGAGAGAUGGAGGAAAGACCCAGAAGGUUCCUGAUGCUCCACAGAGGUUUGACAUGUUUGGCAGCAUCCUGGGGCUCAACAGGUUGUCCUCUGGGAAGUCCUACUGGGAGGUGGAGGUCGCCAACAAGACGGGGUGGGACCUGGGUGUAGCGAGGCGCGACGCAACGCGCAAGGGGAAACUCUCGCUGAGCCCGGAUAGCGGUUACUGGGCCAUCGUACAUUACGAGGAGGAAAAGUACGCCGCUCUGACGGUGCCGCCCGCCAGCCUCUCCCUGACAGGGAAACCUCAGAAGGUCGGGGUUUUUGUGGACUACGAGGAAGGUCUCGUGUCCUUCUACCAUGUGACGGCCAAAUCUCACAUCUACUCGUUUACUGAGUGUUCGUUCAGUGACGAGGUUUUCCCAUAUUUUAGUCCACAUCUUAAACAAAAUGAGAAAAACACCCAUCCUCUGAUCAUCUCCGCUGUGAAACAGCAGCAGUAGAUGGAUGAAGUGCAUGUGUUACUUGUGCACUGCUAGUUACAAUGCACCAGGAGAUUGGGUUUCACCAGCAAAGGGUUUGAAUUGGGUUUUUUGGCCUGAUCAUCUGAGGUGUUGGGGGAUUUAUUUCCUGUCUAAGUUUAGACUUUUCUUCUUCUUUUUAAACAGGGCAUUUUUUAUUCAAAUAUCAAUGAAGAGAUAAUGAGUUUUAUUGUGAGUGAGUUUUGCAAAAAUGUAUAUAAAAUUAAAAUAGAAGUCCUGCAUUGAGAAUAUUACUCUAGUAAAAGUAUAAAAGUAUAAUCAGUAAAAUUUAAGUACUCAAUGGCGAAAAAUGUUAUUAUUAUCAUGCAAUAAAGUAAAAGCAUGAUUUUACUGCUGUGGUUGGUUGAGGUGGAGAUUAUUUUUUUACUAUUUACGAUCAAAGUGCAACUCGUGAUUAUUUUCUUCGUGGAUUAAUCCACUGAUUAUUUUUGUAAACAUUCUGUAAACCGUGAGAAACUGAGUCCCAUUUACCCAGAGCCAAAAGUCAACACUUCAGAAUGUUUAUUUUGGUCCAAAAUACAUAAAUACAUAUUAAAUCUUAAUGGUCCAAACUUCAGCAGAGCUUUGCUUCGCUGCUGCGCCGGUCCCCACUGGAUCCAACGCCACGCUGCUGGUGGCCCAGGCUGCAUUGGGCACGUGAGAACCAGGACUGAGCGGAGCAGACGUCAGACCCCGCUGCAUUAAAAUGGGAGGGUUUCUAAUCUAAAGGGAGGCUGGUGUUUAGAAACACUUCCUAUUUCAAUCACCACCAGAAUCGACACAAAAUGAAAGUUUGUAAGUAAAUGUAGUUGGUUACAUUCCACCAUUAGUGUCUAUGCUUCACAUGAGUUCAACCAUUUGGUGAAAGCUUCAUUUUCUUCUCUGUAUCUCUUGUUAAUCUGUGUCAUGUUCAUCUGU
This is a messenger RNA of Anarrhichthys ocellatus (wolf-eel), 2783 nucleotides long. Its product is annotated as E3 ubiquitin-protein ligase TRIM39-like. The record is from RefSeq and is a predicted model, not a curated record. Lineage: Eukaryota; Metazoa; Chordata; Actinopteri; Perciformes; Anarhichadidae. The transcript is spliced from 13 exons. The coding region runs from base 72 to 1847 and encodes 591 amino acids. Gene Ontology annotation, molecular function: protein binding.